Molecule: messenger RNA, 1822 nt
Organism: Sclerotinia trifoliorum
Lineage: Eukaryota; Fungi; Ascomycota; Leotiomycetes; Helotiales; Sclerotiniaceae
Source: the annotation of a GenBank genome assembly
AUCAUGGCAAGUGCAUGGAAAAUGUUAUAUAUACGGCCAUGCCUGAUGAUAAUAUGGAAUCUCCUUUGAAAUGAAAUAGAAGCAUCGAUUUCCCUCGCUUUCCCUUGGUACUGAAUCCGUGUGCAACCAUGAUUUCCUCGAUAUCCAAAGUUAUUUUGCCAUUUGUGCUUCUAGCACCAGCUACCCAUGCAGCAAGUCUAGCAGCAACUCCAUUAGUAUGUUCGAGCCCGACAUUGAGUUGUAGUGGUUCAUCCACCAAUACCUGCUGCUUCAAUACUCCUGGUGGUCAAAUGGUUCAAACCCAAUUUUGGGAUUCGGAUCCUAGCACAGGUACACAUAAUUCCUUCCGAAAUCCCCUUCAGAAACCACUAACUAAUCAUAUUCUAGGUCCUUCCGAUUCUUGGACAAUCCAUGGUUUAUGGCCCGAUCACUGCGAUGGUACAUAUGAUUCAAACUGCGAUAGCAGCCGUGCUUAUUCAAGCAUAACCAACAUUCUUUCCGCUGCUGGUCAAACAUCUUUGCUCUCGUACAUGAACACCUACUGGGUCAGUGAUGAUUCAACCAACGAGGUAUUCUGGGAACACGAGUGGAGCAAGCACGGAACUUGUAUCAGUACCCUUGAGCCUUCUUGCUAUAGCAGCUACACCACUGGUGCAGAAGUUGUAGAUUUUUUCAACGUUGCUGUUGAUCUUUUCAAGAUCCUUCCUACAUAUACAGUAAGUAGUUUUUCACCACCUAAGUAACGAAGCAGACAAUUAACAUUAUCGUAGUGGUUAGCCAACGCCGGCAUCGUGCCAUCCAGCACCAAGACCUACACCUCCGCACAAAUCCAAGCAGCCCUCACCGCCGGUUUUGGUUAUCCCGCCACCAUCCAAUGCACCUCCUCUUCUCUUAACGCAGUAUGGUACUCUUUCGAAGUACGCGGUUCCGUCGCUACGGGAACUUUCGUUCCUAUCUCUCCCGUCGGUCAAUCUGGGUCAUGUCCUUCAACUGGUAUUAAAUACGGUGUCAAAUCUGGUUCUUCAUCUGGUGGUGGCAGUGGCAGUGGCAGUGGAACCCCAACUACCACCGCUACUGCCCCUGUUGGAACCGGAACAUUCUCUGGAACUGGAUAUUUGCAGGCGUAUUCUGGAAGUUCCAAUAACGGAUGUUUGAUUAGUGAUGGUACUUGGUACACUUCAGGAACUUGUGCCACAUAUACUGCGACUGCUUCUGGUAAGAUUUCACCUUUUACUUUAUCUUCUUGAAAAAUGCGCAAAGCGUAAUAUCGAAAACUACGGUUCCUCCAUGCGCGAAUCAGAAUACAUUUUUGGAUACGAAACAUGCUAAUUCCCCCUAAGGUUCCGGCUUCACCCUGAAAUCCUCCAAAGGUGCAUGCGGUAUCUCCGGCAGUACAUUUAGCUGCGGUUCCGGCGUCAGCUCUACCGUAUUCGGAGUAAGUUCUUUCUUUUUCUAUUCCAAUAUCUCAUACUGCAUCAUCCCCCUCCUCCCUGUCCCCCAUAUCUCACCCAACCUAACAUUUCCCAGUCCUCCGGCGGCUAUCUAACCUACAGUGGUUCCUCCACCUUCUACGCUACCUCCGCCCCAUCUGGAUCUACCCAAGCAACCGUCUACACAAGUAGCCAAGGCGUUUCUGUCAAGUUUGCUUGGCAAUCCAAAUAAAUGCACUUGAUGCACUUUUUUUCUUACAGAGAACGCUUCUCAUGAACCGUUACGAAGAAAAAAUAAACGCAGUAAAAUGAGGUGAUGAAAAGAUAUCGAAGCCGUAUGAUAUAGCUAUAGAUAUAUAUAGAAAUAGCACGAUAUAGCAAGUCCAUAGCAA